Morchella importuna is the source of this 990-nucleotide messenger RNA. RefSeq lists its product as uncharacterized. The record is from RefSeq and is a predicted model, not a curated record. Lineage: Eukaryota; Fungi; Ascomycota; Pezizomycetes; Pezizales; Morchellaceae. The transcript has 3 exons. The coding region runs from base 1 to 990 and encodes 329 amino acids.
AUGAGCGGCGUUAACUCCUCAGCAGGUAAUACUCUCAAGCCUCGAAUAGCAGGAAAUAUUCAUGGAGGAAUAAUUGCAUCGCAGCCCGAGCAAAUGGAGGAACAAAAUGCCACACCAGAGAUACCGUUCGUUUUCCAUCGUCUUACCAACGAAAGCGCUGCGGAGUGGAUCGAAUCAAUGAAGGAACGCCACACCACCGAGGGGACACCAGCCGUUCCUCACACUUCCGCUGAUCCACCAGCUACGGGAUUACUCGCUUCCAUGCACGCUCUCACAGCUGAGCGUGCGGCAUUCCACUUGCGUGUAGCGAAUAGCAUAGUUGAACACCCUCACUUGAUCCAGAAGCUCGGAGAAUAUCGGCGGACAGAUAAAAUCUCUGAUUAUCGUGCGUUUCAUGCCGCUCUCGUUAAUGUCCUCCCUGAGGCAACGAGACUGGUUGUGAAGGGCGGUACGCUGACAAACGUCUUGAGCAACACUUGUCAAGGUAAACAGCACCUCCAACCAGUGCUAGACGCACUCGCGUGGGGAGGUUCUUUCGAUAAGUUGAAGAAGUGUAAUCAAAGAACACACCAGAUGUCCCAUCAGCAUGACGCCUUCCUGAGACGAAAUGGAUUCAAGACGCCGCCGUCAGCCGCAAUGAAUAAACUUCGCAAUUCCCGGGAGAGGCUGAACAAUCUUAGGGAUCGAGUAAGGAAGGACGAGCUGAACUUGCUGAGCGGCCUUGGGCAAAUGAAUUUCAGCUUCAACCAAGCUUCGACUUCUGGCGAAACGUCGGGUUUUGGUAGCAGAGCUUCGACCUCUGGUCAAACGUCGGGUUCUGGUAGUAGUUCAAAGAACGGUGAGAUGGAAAUUACAGACAGACUUACCUCAAUGAACCUAGGCUCUGAUAAGAUACAAAACUCUGAUCAGGUUGCUGACUCGGAGCCUCCUGUGUCUAUCGGAGCUGACGGGAUAUCACCGGCGCGGCACCAGUUUCGUAAGUAUUGGUGA